Molecule: messenger RNA, 2556 nt
Organism: Cyprinodon variegatus (sheepshead minnow)
Lineage: Eukaryota; Metazoa; Chordata; Actinopteri; Cyprinodontiformes; Cyprinodontidae
Gene: rtn4r
Product: reticulon 4 receptor
Exons: 2
Coding region: 513-1916 (467 amino acids)
Cellular component (GO): plasma membrane
Molecular function (GO): protein binding
Source: RefSeq, a predicted model, not a curated record
UCUAUUCUCACGCCGCACACUUUCCUCUCUCUGCAUUUGGAAAACAUACAGCGCAAAUACAAACAAUUAUUCGAGGAGGAUAUAUUCUUCGAUUUGAAAAUAUGGAUCCUGAGCUGCUUUAUUUGUUGAUUCUCCAAAACUAACACUUUGAGUUCGUUUUUUCUUUUAUUGUUGUUGUUCCAGAGCUGUCUGAUCGUCCCACAUUUUCAGGGAGGUGUCGAGUCUGCUGAUCUAAAUUUGGAUGUUUACUGCUGACUUUUUCCUGAAAUUCUCAUCCACAUGACUGAGCCAGGGUACGAGCGGAGACGUGGCUCCCCACCUGGGAAGACCUACGGCUAAAGUUUGAAGGGUGCAAAGCUGAUUGUUUCCCCCCAUCCUUCCCUUAUUUGCUGGGAUUUGAAAUCACGCCACAAAUUGCACUAAAUAGCGGAUAUCUUCUCUAUCUCUGCGCACGACGGGGAGUCGCUCCACUUGGAUUUAUAGCGUUCUUGGAUUUCACCCCCAUCUAAACCAUGAGGACCGUCGUUUUUGAUGGGGGGCGACUCCUUUUCCUAGUAAUGUGGCUGAACCUAUUGCCUCAAACUGACAGCUGCCCUGCCAAGUGUGUGUGCUACAGUGAGCCCAGGCCCACUGUUGCUUGCCAACAACAAGGACUGUUUUCCAUUCCUUCAGAGAUUCCUGUACGGAGCCAACGGAUAUUCCUCCAGAGUAACAAGCUGACUGUGGUGAGGUCCACUAGCUUCAGUUCUUGCCACAAUCUUACUGUUCUCUGGCUCUACUCAAAUAACAUAAGCUACAUUGAGGCUGGAGCCUUUUUUGGUUUGGAAAAAUUGGAGGAACUGGACAUUGGCGAUAACAGCAACCUCCGCACCAUUAGCCCAACAGCCUUUAGGGGUUUAACUAAGCUGCACACCCUUCACCUGCACAGGUGUGGCCUGUCAGAGCUCCCUGUUGGGGUUUUCCGAGGAAUGUUCUCUCUCCAGUACCUUUAUCUGCAGGACAAUAACAUUCCCACACUGCAUGAUGACACCUUUGUGGACCUUGCCAACCUCACCUAUCUUUACCUGCACAACAACAAGAUUAAGAUAGUAACUGACAACAUGUUUCGUGGCCUAAUAAAUUUAGACCGGCUUCUACUGCAUCAAAACAGGGUAAUUUUUGUCCAACCCAGUGCUUUUAGUGAUCUCGGUAAAUUAAAAUCCCUGUUUCUGUUCUUCAACAACCUUACUGUCUUGACUGGGGAGACAAUGGACCCCCUGAUUUCUCUCCAGUAUUUGCGCUUAAACGGUAAUCAGUGGAUUUGUGACUGCCGGGCAAGGACCAUAUGGGACUGGUUCAAACGUUUCAAAGGUUCCAGCUCAGAAUUGGAGUGUCAUGUCCCAGAGUUCCUGGCAGGAAAAGACUUGAAACAACUGAAAAGUGAAGAAUUGGAGGGAUGCAUUGAAACAACACAUAUCCAGACAAGUCUUUUCAAUUCCAAGGCACAGGCUGGAAAAUUUUCUUCAACUGAAAGUCCUCUAGGUGACACCAUUCCCAGGUGUUGUCUUGGAGAUAAUGACAAGUCCUCCAUCCUGUCAGGAAAGAGUCGACAGAUCACUAAUAAUGGUCUGAAGGGAAAGGAGAACAUGUCCAAGACCAAUUACAAGCUCCAAGAAAGAACAAAAAAUGAGACCCAGAAUAAGCAGAAUGAUGGGCCACUCGGAACGUUAUCUAACAACCUGGACAAGACAUUGGAAAAUCUAAACCCAGAGUUCAUAGAGAAUCCGGAAUCAUCUACAGCGUCAAACAAAAAGAAAAAGAAGUGUUCCAAAAAACCCAAAUUGGAUGCCCACUGCAGUAAAAGCCAGAGCUCUACUUUGCAAGUGCUGCACUUUCUUAUAAUUCCCAUGAUUUGGAUAUCUUUAGCCAUGUCUUAGGACUCCUGACAACACUCUGCACAAAGGACUAAAGAAUGUUUAUGCUAAUGACAAUGAUACAGAAGAUCCAGUGACACCUACAACAGGCAGUGACUGAAAAACAGGGAGUCAUGUUGACCCAACAUCGCUGGAGACAAACAAUAAGGAAAACAGUACAAUAAAAGAAAUGGAUGCCUUUACAGAACAAUACAGAUCCAAUGUAAAUAUUGAUUUGGUGCCCAAAAUUGUUUGUUCUCUAUGUACUCAACUGUACUGUGUCUAAGCUACACCUGGGAGAAUUCUCCCAUUUUCCCCGUUGAAAGCGUUUAUUUAGACAGAUCGUGACAGAACAAAACAAAGGACUAAAUCAUAGGUGAUUAAAAAAACGUCAUGCAACAAAUCAGAGACACAAUGAAUACCAAGAAUGUUUGGUCUGUUUAAAAAAGAAAAAUAAUUCCCCUCUCAUUAUUUAUUCAAAAUCAUACAUUUGUUGCAAUGUUUUUUUUAUGUUUAUUCAAACAAAUGUUUUGCCUCCCCUGGAUUUUAGUUCUAUAUUUUCAUGAAAGAAAGGAAAUAUGGGGAGCAUUUGUGAAAUGAAUGCCAUGCUUUUAUUCAUUGGAGAUUGCAAUGGAAUCAUAGAUAUGCAUUUAUUUUACUUGUG